UUUUUUUCACACUUUAUAAGUGAAUGGUGACAGAGGUUGUUAUUCUGUUAUCAUAUCUUUUUUUGUUCUAUUAAAGAAAGUCCUACAAGUGUUAAAGAACACGAGGGUGGGGAAAGAGAUUUUUUUUUUUUUUUAUCUGGUGGACUGUCCCUUUAAAUUCUUUUCAUAGCGUGUUGUCAACCCAAUGUUUAAGGUGCACGUGAGUUUGUGGUUAGAAUUUGUGUCUUUUUCCCCCCAAGCAGUCAUAUAGCUUCCAAAGAUGUCUCUAAGUUCAGUGCAGUCCACCUUGUCCACUCUGAAGUCAUGCCAAGCAGAUAUCGGAGGUUGUAUGGACAUGGUAUCAGAUGUUGCGCUGGGAAUAGUUGAAGCACAAGGUAUGGAUAACAGUCCAGCUCUGAAGAAGCUGGAGGGGAUGAUUCUGGAGUGCUCAAGACUGGACCGAGAAAUCAACUGUUUUGUGGAGUCUGUUGAUGAGAUGACUGCUCAGGUCAGACAUGAACCUCCUGAGGCCAUGGUUCACCUGAGAAACUCUGUAAAGGAGCGAUUCACUGAGCUUGUGGCUGGAGUUACAGAUGCAGACCUACAAAGGCACAGCAAGGUUGUUGCCUUCAGAGACAGUGUCAGGAAAUAUGCCAUGCAAGCGGGUCAAACUGCUGCUGAGAAUGAAGAAGAGGAGCUGGAUGAGGACAUUGCUGUAACACAGAGCCAGACAAACUUCAUCUGCCCUCUCACCCAGGCUGAGAUGGUCAGUCCAGUGAAAAACAAGAAAUGCCAUCAUUACUAUGACCAAGAGGCUGUACUUGAAAUGAUUAAGGCCAGGCACAAAAAUAAGAAGAAAUUUCGCUGUCCAAAGGUUGGCUGCGGAAACACAGAUGUUCAGCUGUCAGAUCUUGAGUUGGACCUGGUUAUGAAGAGAAUGAUCCAGAACCAUAAGAGACAGAGCGGAAAAACUUAAUUUGACUAAAUCAGUCCUGCAGAUGUUACAGUUGUUCUGUCUGUAAUAGGAAAAUGGUUUUGCCUGAAUUUUCAAAUGUAGAACUGGAGACUUUUGCAGUAAAAUUUGGUUCAUGUUAAUCUAUAACACAUUUAUAGUUCAUGUUUGCAAUACAAAUAUAAAUGCACUAUGCUUGUCAAUGCUGACCUUUUUUU
Molecule: messenger RNA, 1149 nt
Organism: Sinocyclocheilus rhinocerous
Lineage: Eukaryota; Metazoa; Chordata; Actinopteri; Cypriniformes; Cyprinidae
Gene: nsmce2
Product: NSE2 (MMS21) homolog, SMC5-SMC6 complex SUMO ligase
Exons: 6
Coding region: 260-955 (231 amino acids)
Biological process (GO): protein sumoylation; double-strand break repair via homologous recombination
Cellular component (GO): Smc5-Smc6 complex; nucleus
Molecular function (GO): zinc ion binding; SUMO ligase activity
Source: RefSeq, a predicted model, not a curated record